Messenger RNA from Coregonus clupeaformis (lake whitefish), 4492 nucleotides. Its product is annotated as probable phosphatase phospho1. Bases 299 to 1084 code for a protein of 261 amino acids. The transcript has 2 exons. The record is from RefSeq and is a predicted model, not a curated record. Gene Ontology annotation, molecular function: phosphatase activity. Lineage: Eukaryota; Metazoa; Chordata; Actinopteri; Salmoniformes; Salmonidae.
AUCGUCUAUCUAUUCUCUCUGUUCUGCUUAAUAUUGUUUUUUUUAUUUUGAUUCCCUGGCGCUCAAACCCCAAAAAUGCACGGUCAAUGUACCCAAAUCGGACAGUGGAGUGGGUUGCGCUACGGACCUUCAAGGGUAACCUUUAGUUGCAUUAAUAAUAGCUGUUCGAAUGUAUAUUUAGACAGCUUAGUCAGUGGAUAUGUACUAUAAAUAGGGGGACCAGUGUGGGAAUGGAAAUCAGCGUUAAUCAGUCAUCUGUUGAGGUGUGGGCGAACCACCGUCCCACCGCUCCCCAAACAUGGCUGCGUCAUCCGUCCCUUCCACGGCCCCGGUCCCGUCCCCUCCCAAACGCUUUCUGGUUCUCUUCGACUUCGACGAGACUAUCGUCAACGAGAGCAGCGACGAUGCAGUGGUGCGCGCCGCCCCGGGCCAGCAGCUCCCCGAUUGGCUGAGACACUCGUACCGCGAGGGCUACUACAACGAGCAAAUGCAGCGCAUCCUGGCCUACAUGGCUGAGCAGGGCGUCACUGAGGACUCCAUUCGCUCCAAGGUCGAGCAAAUUCCCCCCACGCCCGGCCUUCUCACUCUCUUCCAGUACCUCCAGUCCCACAAGCAGGACUUUGAGUCGGUGGUGGUCUCCGACGCUAACAUGUACUUCAUUGAGGCGUGGCUGGAGAGGGCCGGGGCUCGCCACCUCUUCCACAGGAUCUUCACCAACCCGGCCAGCUUUGAUGCUCAGGGGCGCCUGGUUCUCCUGCCCUUCCACACCCACGGCUGCCAGCGCUGCCCUGAUAACAUGUGCAAGCAGGUGAUCGUACGGGAGUACCUGGCACGGCGCCAGCAGGAGCGUGGCGGCUGCCCCUUCCAGAGGGUGUUCUACGUGGGCGACGGGGCCAACGACAUUUGCCCCAUGCUGGCCCUGGGGCCCCGCGACACGGCCUUCCCCAGGAGGCACUUUCCCAUGCACCGGCUGCUGCAGGAGAUGCAGGACGCUGGGACGGAGGGCCUUAAGGUCAGUGUGGUGCCCUGGGCCAGCGGGCAGGACGUGGUGGACUGCCUGAAGAGGCUGGAGGAGGAGAGAUGAGAUGGAGAGAGGACACUGCAGCUAGCCAGGUCCCAGAUUGUGUGCUGUCAGUACAAACAGAUCUGGGACCAGGUAUAGCACACAGCAGCAGGGUAGGAAUGAACUAAUUAGGGCACCCCCAAAAGUUACAGAUAAAUUGUUAACAGUAUUAAAGUGUAGGAGGAAAAUGACAUUACGCAUGUCCAGUGUUUUUAAGCAGGUGCUAGAGAUCCAAGAAUAUGUUUGUAAAAGAGUAAAGAAGACUCGACUUAUUGAAAAAUUAUGCUCCCAUGUGCUUCAUUGACAACGUUUUGACCUGAGGUAGACCUAAGGGUCGAAACAUUGUCAAUAAAGCACACGGAAGCGUUGAUGAUAAAGAAGGAUAGAAUAAUUCAGUGUGAUUGCGGUGUGCAGAGUCUUCUCUUUUGGUUAACAGUACUACUGUAAAGUAUCAUCUCUGUAAGCGUUAAGAAUAUUAAUGUUGGUCCAGUCCACUACUUUGUAGGGCACCUCCAGGAGUCAAAUGUGUCAUUUGCACCCUGGGAUACAAGGGUUCUAAUCUUCACACUUGGUGCUUGACGGCUGCAGUAUGUGUGGGCUUUUGUUCUACCCCAGUUCUAAAACAUCCUGCAGGUAUAGUGCUUUAUAAGUUGUUAUAAGCAUGUAUGAGCCUUUAUAAUGUCUUAUAGUAAGGCUUAAUCAAUCUUGAUGAGUAGAUUAUUCUUGAAAUAAGAUGUGUUGUUGGCUUGGGUAAAAAGCCUGUCUGCACACUCUAGCUUUUCAAGAUCAGGGUUGGUAACUAUUGGGUUGAAGACAGUGGCCGUGUCCGAAUGCCCAUACUAGCGUACUAAAUAGUAUGCAAAAAAUAAAGUGUUAUUGUAUGUGAAAUUUCGGACAUAGUACUCUGAAUGCAUCAUCUAAUGCGCGAUUGCGUUGACUCCGGCCAUUCGUUCAUUUUGGUCCAGCGCAUCAAUUUAUCUGAUUAUCAGCUGUUGUCAAACACGUGAGACGAAAAAAGACGGUGAAUUCUACUAGAUCAAACGCCAAAAUGAGUAUGCAGUUUAAGUAUGUAGUACGCAAGUAUGGGUAUUUAGACACAGCCAGUGUUCUUUACAUGGUCCUGGAGUGUGUGUGUUUUUUGUCCCCGGCCCAGCCUUAACACACCUCAUUCAGCUAAUAAAGGAAGUGAUGACUAGUUGACAACAAGUUGACUAGUAGAAUCAUGUGUUCUAGCACUGUCUGGUACCAAAGCCCACACACACCGUGGCUCUCCAGAACAAGGCUUGGGAUAGAAUGACACAGAGAUAGACACACCACUGACGCUCUGGCACAUACUCACUGACACCUAAUAUACAGGCUGAUUAUACUAGGGCAAUGUACACCGACUUGAGAUGCAAAGUGAAGCCUGUACACCUGCACUGCACCUCUUUGCACAGUACACCCUCACAUUGUGAGAAACCUAUGAAACACUUGAGACAGGAGACAUUGGAAUCUGUGUGUGGUCCCAUGUCUAUCAUUCUAUUGACCUUGGAGUGUCUCAAUCCCCCCACCGCUCUAACUUUCAUGGUCUCCUCAGACAUUUGAACCGAAUGGCCUUUCUUGAACACCCCCAUCUCCAGUGUUAACGCUUUCAUUGAGCUCUGAGACUUGACAGGGGAGACUAUUAACUAAUUGAGUCAACAACCCUCUAUAGCUGGGCUGCUAUCCACCCAAAAAAAUGCAGAAACUAAUGUCCUCCAGAAAUGGUUAUUGGAGACUUGCAAAGAUCAGGUUUCCAAUUACAGGGAAUGCCUGGAGAUGGUGGUGGGUUCUAUCAUAAGAAACCAAGGCAUUCCCAUAAGCAUUAAAAUAUUAACAUCUCCUCCAGUGUUAGAAAUACUACCUUGGUCCAGCACACUAUUUCAGUGCAACCUGACAUACUGAGUCUAUCUGUAUGUCUAUGUAAUUUGAACCCUAUACAAGACAAGUGUGUGCUCAAAGUCAUACAUCACUGUAAACAAAAGGCCAUGGGUUUUAGUGUUAGUAACCUUGACCCUGAUGUAACAAACAAACAAAAAUCCAAAAGGCUUCCUUGAAAAUGAACAAACCUGCAUGUUGAUGUGUUAAUGUCAUCAAAGAAAGUACCUUUGAUGAGAUAACAAAUGAUGAAUCAGUGUUACAGCACUUGGUGGUUAAAUUUGACUCCGUUGUAACAAUGUAAUCUCUCAUCCAACCGUUCAAAUACUGGUGCUGCGCUUGAUUUGGUUUGUCCGGUACAAUGGAACAAAUGGAAUAGUCCCAAAAGUGUGAACUUCAAAUCAAGGUGAAUAAAGCGCACCUCAAAUACUUUAAAGUAUUGGUCAUCCUCGAAUAUUUUAAGGUUUUUGAGCUACUGUAUGUAAUUGAUCCAGCUCUGGUUGCCUAAAGCCUCCAUGUUCGGGAUGGUAGCAAAAUAAGUUGGCCAGUAGAAACAGAUGUGGCAACCAGGAUAACUCAUAGGCCUCAGUGAUAUUGGAUGUCCACACUCAAUAGAUCCUGUCUAUAGCUUGGUCUCUCAGGGAACGAUGAACGAUGUAUAGAGCAUUCUGUAAUACAGUAGGAAUAGCUGCUGAUAGAAAUAGUGUUUAUUUGCAUAUAUCAUUUGCAUAUCAGCUACAUUGCUGUGAGCCAUGAUCAGCACAUGAUCAGUAAAUCACAUUGGAGAUCAUUGAUUUGCUCUGUCAGAACAUUUUGAAAUAUUGGAGUAUGAUACUAAAACAGAUUCAAGUAUUUUAGUGAUUUGGUGAUAACCAUAGUGGGACUUCACUGUAGCUAUCAGUUGAAUAUGUGAUACACUAUGAUUAGGAUGGUGGUGGUGUUAUAAAGCUGGGAUCACUAGAUAAUACUUAAUUGACCUGUAACUUGACCUGUAACUGCAAUCCAGACAUUAAGCUUUGCAUAGAAGAAUAUCCUUGUUUGAGUUUUGUGCAAUAACUGGUUUCAUGUUCACAGUAUAGGGUUAAGUGAAGAGAAUGAGAGGAAGUGUAAUACUGUGAAACUCUUAUCCCCAAUGUGUACCGCACCUACUGACUGUUUUCACUACAUAAUCUCACCUCAACUUUCACUGAAAUGUGUUGCAAAUGUUGGUACAGUGUUGUAGCCCCACAAAAACCAAAAUGGCCAGUGUUUUAGGUGCUCCUCUAUCCUAAUAUAUUAAUUUCUCUUGAAAAUGAUGUCUGUGUGUUUUUGUGCGUUCUGUUUUGACGGCUGUUGAAAUGUCCUUCUUGUUUUGACCGGCAUUACUCCUCCUGCAAUACUGAACUGACUGAUCCUCACUGUUCUACUUUAAGAGACUUUAUGCUGUGUACUUCAUGUUUUAGCCUGUUUGUCUUUAAUCUAAAAAUGAAAGAGAUCAUGUGUGUAAUGUACCAUUGUAAUACUAACAGGAAUAUAAAGCCAUCAACUAACUGA